GACAGGAGGAAGGAAGGCUACGGCUACGGCCAUUGCUUACAGUACUUAUAAACAUUUGUUAUCAUCAUUAGUGUUUCCCUGGAUAUCUAAAUCUAGGUUAUCCUCGAAUGUUAUUUAGAAUGAAUUUUAAAAGCUAAGUGAUAUUUAUUUUUACAAUUUAAAUUUAGGAUAAACAUGUCGUUAGCUGAAGACCCAAAUGACAUUGAAGCUGAUGAUGAGUUUGAAGAUGCAUACGAAACACAGCCAAUGCCUAGCUCCAUGGAUCUGGAAACAGCCAUGCAAGAGUCUAAGGUGGCUGUCCAUCUUUUUUUCAACAACAAAUUUGAUGAAGCAUGGGAAAUGCUUAGACCUUGGGUUGGCUCGAGUGUUUACCAUACAGUUGGGAAUGCAGUUUUCCAUUUCCUAGAAGCGGUUCUUACACUGGAAGUGGACAGUAUAACAAAAGCAUCAGCAGCCUUAAAACAAAGCAUACAGCUGUGCAACUUUUACAGAAGAAGACAUACGUUUUCCGAGUCAUUUGGAAAAAUGGUGAAAAAACAAAACUAUGAUCAUUACACACCAGAGGCAAUACAUGCAGAGUUGUGCUAUGCUGAGUCUCUAUUACUGAAAUCCAUGCUGACAUUCAUUGAAGACGAGUCCUUAGUUAACUUUCUUAAGGGUAGUUUAAAAAUCCGUUCCUGUUAUAAUUCGUACAAAGAGUGUGCUAAUAUACUGCACCAGAGGCACUGGACCGACGAGGCUCACAAAGUUCAUUUUGAAAGCGGAGUGCGAAUGGGUAUUGGAGCUUUUAACUUGAUGAUAUCAUUGCUACCUAGUAGAAUAAUCAAGCUUCUAGAAUUCAUCGGAUUUUCUGGAAGUAAAGAGGUGGGGCUAAAGGAGCUACACAUGGGGUAUGAGCUCAAGCAGGGGCUGAGACAUGUCUUAUCUGUUAUGACACUUCUCUCUUAUCACCUCAUCAUAGUUUACUUCUUGGGACAUUCUGAUGGAGAUUUGGAGUUGUGUGACCAAAUACUCAAAGCACAGCUUAAGCUAUAUCCAGAGGGUGCAUGGUUCCUGUAUUUUAAGGGAAGAUUAGAGUUGAUGAAGGGAAACUUGUCAGAGAGCUGCUCCUGGUAUAUCAAGUCUUGGAAUUCUCAGAGCGUUUGGCCUCAGUUCCACCACCUCUGCUUCUGGGAGCUCAUGUGGGCUCACAGUUUAGCUCUUGAGUGGGACCAAGCAGAUGUAUACGCGACUCUGCUGAUGAAGGAAAGUAAAUGGUCCAAAACCACUUACGCUUACCAGAAAUGUUCCAUACAACUCAUGUCACACCAAGUUCUACCUCAGGAAACGCAAGACACCAUAGAUUCCCUGAUGAAGAAGUUACCACACUGGAAAAAGAGAGUUGCUGGAAAGUCUCUACCAAUGGAGAAAUUUUGUAUCAAGAAAGCAGAAAGAUAUUGGAAUCAAGACAGAAAACUUCUUUUACCAAUGUUUGAACUGCUUUACGUUUGGAACAUGUUCAAGAUUUUGGGAAAAAAGUGGAAAAUGAUUGAGGCGGUCUACUUAAUUGUUGAUGAAACCAUCAAACAAAUGGAUUCCGGGAAAUUGAAGAUCAGCACGACGUAUGAGGCAGACAACCGGGGUCUGCUGAUGCUGCUCAAAGGAGGAUGUCUACACCAGAUGAACAGUCCUCUGCAAGCUGAAGAGUGUCUGUCCAAUGUCCUGGCCCUGGAAAAGAAGAUCAAAGAAGAUCACUACCUUGUGCCGUACGCCCUUGUACAACUCGGCAUCAUUCACUUCCACCAGGGCCAUAAUCAGAAAGCUAUCCAGAUAUUAGAAGAUGUCAAGAAGAACUACACUGGAUAUUCCUUGGAAUCCAGACUACAUUUCCAAAUCCAUUCUGCUCUCAUGGAGCUCAACUCUAAGGAGAAGAAAAGCUCCCGUGACAAUAUCAUCGAAUCUACUCGUGUCUAGCUACCUACCUCUUAUAGUCAUUCGCUAUCACAGCUUAUUAUUUAUCUGUGCCUUUGUUGUUAAUUAAUUGUUAAUCAUUUUUAUCAUUGUUACUCAUAAUUUUACAUAGUUAUUUUUAUGUCAAUAACAUUCUAAAUCCUCAUUUGAAGUAGUUUUAUGUAAUUUGAAUCUUUUUAGUGUUAUGUAAAAAUUCCAUAUAUUUUUAAUAGUUAAAUGAUGAUAGAUUUAGGUGAAAAUUUAUGAUAUCGAGUUUAAAAUGUAAUUAAAAAGUUGAAUUGUUAAAUAGUAGUUUUCUAGGAUUUUUUCCAUAAAGACUGAUGAGGUUUGUUCUGUGAUGUAAGAAAUAACAGGUUUAAAUAUAAAUUCAACUUUCUAAAAUUAAAAUAUAGCCUAUCUUUAAUGUUAAUGUUUGUUUCGUUAUAGUCUUUUGUAUCUAAAAUAUAUUCCUAUGUGAUUUAAUUAAUACAAUUGCUUAUGUCUUAGUAAAAUAAAACUGUGUUAUUGAACAUGUUUUUACUUAGAUAUUCAAUAUAAUUGUUAAGUUUUAAAAUAAUCGUUAGUUAGGAUAAAUUGAACAAUGUUUUCUUGUCACUAAUGUACAGUAAGUAAAAAAUCCCAUCUUAAUGAUUUAUAAUGCCCAGCCAUUAUUUUACACAAUGUCACUUUAUCGAAACAAAUUAUCCAAAAAAAUAUGUAUUGGUAAAAAUGUUUCUUUAAAUUUAAAGCCUCUUUGAUUUGAGAAAUUUUACAAACCAAAUCAAAAACCAUAAUAAGUCAUAAAUAUAAUGCUAUUCGAGUUUAUAAAUGGCUAGCGCUCCAUUUAUUUUAAUAAUAUAAAUAUAAAAUAUAAAUAUUUUCCGUUGUAUCUUAUUUUAGAUAUAAAAUGUAUUCCUUACUCUUAUAUGUAUUAUAAUCAGGCCAGAAUUUAUUAAAACACAGUCAUAUUGUGAGCCAUUUUCUGUUAGUUUAAAGCCCAUUCCAUGUUAUCAUAUACCAAUAAACAUUAAAUUGUGUGGUAUAAUUGUAGUGAAAAUUUACCCGCAGUUUUAAAAUGCACUUCAAACUAUAAUAUCAUCAUCAGUUGAAGAGUUCGUUAAUUUAUUUACCAAAUAUUUUCGAUGAGCCAUUUUUCCUUCUCCUCGAGU
This is a messenger RNA of Macrosteles quadrilineatus (aster leafhopper), 3098 nucleotides long. Its product is annotated as tetratricopeptide repeat protein 39B-like. The coding region runs from base 175 to 1953 and encodes 592 amino acids. The transcript is spliced from 15 exons. The record is from RefSeq and is a predicted model, not a curated record. NCBI's taxonomy places the organism in Eukaryota, Metazoa, Arthropoda, Insecta, Hemiptera, Cicadellidae. Gene Ontology annotation, molecular function: protein binding.